AAAUAUUUUGAUAAUUGUCUAUCUAUUGUUUAUUUCAAUUAGGCCCUUAGACGCAGUUUUUGACGGGCUUUAAUCUGGUAUAAAAUAGUUGAUUAUAUCAUUGAUUCAUUAUGUCGCUAAGGGGGGGCGUAAAGGUUUUUUAACACCCUAUACCUUUUAUCAUCUAAUCUGUUCAAAUCUUGAUCGAUCGUUUGAAACGUAUCGAUAUCGCAGUGAUCUGUAUUUCUGAUGGUAUUUCAACGUAUGUAGGAAAACCGAAUGCACCUGAUUUUGAUGUUGUCACUUUAGUGCCUGGUAGAGACGAAUUAAAUGUGCCAGUAAAUUAAAAUUUUCUCAAAAUGAUGACAAGGACGGGGGAAAGGGUUUAAAACAGCCAAAAAUGUGCUUACGUAAUGCCGGACCAGCCUCUUAGGUGAAUGUAUUUUUGCUCAACUCUUCCAUGUACUAACAUUUAAUAUAACAAUAACGGACCACCCGAUUUUCCACUUCGUUUACGACAUAUCAUUCAACGUUCUAUAGUUGGUUGGCUGCAUUCCCAUUUGGUAAAAUUAAAGUGAUAAGCUUAAUUGAUUUAGGCGACUUAAGUGCUUCUGCUGGUGUUAUUGCACGUGCUGACGAGGAUGUUGGACGUAUCGUGCAACCAGCACAUCCUGCACAUUAUUCACGAAAAUUUGAUUGGAAUGAAAAUGAAAAUAUAACAAGGAUGAUGAUCAAUUCAAUACUAUGGGCUGCUAUUGAUUUGACUCAAUGCCUUUAUUAUAAAGUUGUAACUUUUCUACUAUGA
Messenger RNA from Didymodactylos carnosus, 784 nucleotides. The record is from the annotation of a GenBank genome assembly. NCBI's taxonomy places the organism in Eukaryota, Metazoa, Rotifera, Eurotatoria, Philodinida, Philodinidae.